Messenger RNA from Zootermopsis nevadensis, 4529 nucleotides. It is a transcript of the gene Fitm, whose product is annotated as acyl-coenzyme A diphosphatase Fitm. Gene Ontology annotation, cellular component: endoplasmic reticulum membrane. Gene Ontology annotation, biological process: lipid droplet organization; lipid storage; phospholipid biosynthetic process. The record is from RefSeq and is a predicted model, not a curated record. Gene Ontology annotation, molecular function: coenzyme A diphosphatase activity. NCBI's taxonomy places the organism in Eukaryota, Metazoa, Arthropoda, Insecta, Blattodea, Termopsidae.
UCAAAUAUGACAGAAACACGAUUUUCGAGAGUGAUGAGCACUAACUUCACAGCACUUUAGUUCUGAAGGAAGCUCCUUGUGUUCUAGUUGUAGUGUUUGAAUCGCUGGUUUUAUCGUGACGUUGCAUAGGAUCUCUUAGAUUUAUACAGCUGAUUUCAAGAGCCAUGGACCACAUCCGUUGCUUAUUUCAACACAAGGGAAUAUUAGAAAUGUCAGUGUUAAAUUGUGAUAGCGCGAUCUGGUGAAUUGAAAUCGUUAUAACUCAGGGAAACGAAGAAAAGGGUCUUCAUCAUUACGGAUAACGGGAUGUAGGCGUAAGGACUGCAUUACUUUGAUAUCCAGAUAUAAUAUACAGGAAUAUAUAACAGGGGCGAUGAUGAUAACUGACAAGAUAAACUGUAAGGUUUGUUUCAAAUGUUGACAUUACUAGAUCGAAGUUAAAACACAAAGAUGUUAUAUAAUGAACAUAUAAUGCACGUGGGUAACUGGAGCGAGGAAACACGAUGAAGAUGACUGACUUCCGUGGAUGUUGCGUCAUCGGGAUGAUGGAGGCAGCAAGCACCUCCGAAACGCCGGUAAACUUAUAAUAGACCACACGCCGCGACAGCCCUUAAACAGCCAUAUUCAUACUCGCCGCCUAGAGAAUCUAGAAUCUCAAACAGAUGUUUAUGUUUGUGAUUCGGAAUAUUGCAGUUACUAUUAAGUGUUUCACCAGAUGUUGCUGAUACGAUUAAGGUACUAUUGUAAGGGAUACAUUCGUGAGUAAAUAAAUAAUGGUUAGAUUGUGACAAAGUAACAUAAUAUUCCUGGAAUCAACGUUGCGAUUCCUCCUGCGCAUGCUUAUUAUGUAUUGCGUGGCCUGGGGUUCGUACUUCACGCCAUGAUCAUCGGCGCAAAUGUACAUGGAUCAUUGCUUCCUAGAAAUUUGCUUCUAUACUUCCAUAACAUUAAGGUGACCGUGUGGUGUAAUCUGAUCAAGCAGGAUGGGUCAUGUAGUGGCUAUAGUAGAAAUGAGUAAAAUAUAUCAAAUUAAGUCUAGAAUACGUGAUACGAACAAACAUGUGGUUCAAGAUAAGGCCAGAGAUGGGUUCUUGUAAACACGGUAACUAACCUUCGGGUUCCUUAAAAGGAGUGUUUUUACAAAGAAUACCUGUUGGCAGUGAAAAGAUGUUUUCGUGUGAGGUAAAUUACUUUACACGCAGUGCUAUGAUCAUAUAAGCCGUGACUAAUGAAAACCGCAGGAUCAUGGCCUCGAAACGCCGUCCUUUGCAUUCUCCAAGUUCUAAAUUAAAUUUUAGGCCAAAUUCAGAGACGCCAGGAUGGGAAACGAAAGGAAAGAAACCAUUACCAGAACCAGCGACAGUGAAACAAGUAUUGUUAAUGAUGAUUGUUCAUGUCUGUAGGAGAACGUUAUUCGUAGAUACUAGUAUAAAAGUUGCUAUCUAUGGAGCAACUUUGUUUCUUGUGUCUAUCCUAGCAGACGUUCUGCCAUUUCCGAAGACAUAUUUUUCUAGGUCAGAUAAUGUACUUAAUCAGUAUUUUGUGAAAUUAGGUUGGGGCUGGACUUUAUUUGUUACAUCUCCAUUUCUUUUUAUGACUAGUUUCACGUACUGUUGUGGCAAACGUGACAGAAUUCUGCAGCAUUUUGCAAGGUUGGGUAUAGCAACAUUUGCUUGGUACUUUUGGACAACAUUAUUCUGGUAUAUUGAAACAGUGUAUGGUCGUUGCAAUGCUUCACCAGAGAAGUUCCAAACAAAAGAAACUUGUCUUGCUGGUGGAUACUUUUGGCAUGGUUUUGACAUAUCUGGACAUGUUUUUAUAUUAAUCUACAGCAGUCUUGUUCUGAUUGAGGAAGCUCGUGCAAUCAAUGGGUGGGAGGGUAUACGAGAUUUGAUCAGGAAUGAAGAGCAUGCAAGAAACGUUGGAGAUGUUUCAGUCACCAGUAAUCCUUUACGAGGACUAUCUUUUGAGGAAUUCUCAAACCUUAAAGAGUCCUAUGACAAAUUUACCGUAUACAUCAGGUUAUUCUUCAUUGCAAUGACAUUUUUAUCAGUGUUAUGGGAUGUUAUGUUGGUAAGCACAAUUCUUUAUUACCACAAAGUGAUAGAAAAGUUUGUUAGUGGUGCCAUUGCCAUUCUCACAUGGUUCUUUACGUAUCGUUACUGGUACACUUUACCUCGGGCAUUACCAAAUUUACCUGGAGAAGGACUGUUCAAAUAUAAGGAUGUUCGGCAACCCAAGGAGCCUGCAAAGCGAAGAAGCAUAACUACUGCUCCCCAAAGUAAUGCUAAACAUCAGCUUCCAACAUUCAUGGGGAUGCCUCUUUAUGGAUUACGAAAUCAGGAGAACAGAGAACAGAAGGAUGAAGAUACAGAUAUUGAAACAGACACACAGUUGAAUUCAUCAAAUAAAUCAUAAGAAUGUACCACCUUCAAUAACAGAAAGCUCUCAUUUAAAAGAUUCAUUACAUUUUCAAGUACAAAUUUUACAUUUUAGUGCAUGGUGUUAGUGCCUGUUUGUUUGAGUGUUUUGCAAUUUUCAUGUGAUCCUGCCUUAAAAAAAUUAUGGAUUCAAAAUACUUAUAUUGAAAAACUUCUUAUCUGUAUUUGAUAUGCCACAAUGUAACCCAAAAACCAGGAUAUCUUUUUAAAUUUGAACUAUGAUAUGUAUUUUUGGCACUUAUAUGAUGUUAAGAUGUUGUAUUUGUUUUUUGUUUUUAUUUUAUUGUGAGGGAAUAAGAUAAAAUUAUGUUUGUUUUAUCGCUCAGAUAUGUAAUUAAGAAGCUUUCUCUCUAGACUAUUAGACUUGACAGUGAAGUCAUAUGUGGAAAUUAUUUGAGAGUUGGUGAUUCAAAUGUUUAUUUAUCACAGUAAUUGCAAGAAGUACUCUCUUGUUUGUCAGAUACGAAGGUCACUCAAUAUAAUGUGAAGUGUUGAUAGUUUAUGUCCUUUCGGAAGUAUGUUUACAAGUCUUCGAAUCUCCUCUUGUUGUGCGAGAAAUAUGCUGGGAUAUUUUUCAUUUAUGUAUAAUAUUGAAGCUAGAAACAUUCAUUUUAUAUCAUAUUGUGUUAUGUGUUAUAACUAACAAAAGACGGUUCAUAAUGUAUUAAUUUGUAAACAUUACUAUGAUAGAUAAUGGAAUUGUAUUUAUUUAGGAUAGAUACUUUUAAAUACUUUGUGCUACUUUUCCGACAAAAAAUGUGUUGUUAAUUUUUUCUUCAGAACAAAAAGAGUAAAAUCUCAUUUUAACCCACUCAUGGUCACAGCUAAUAGGCUUAUUUAAAUAGUAAAGCUAUUUUGAUGUUGUAUUGACCAUAUGUUUGACAGUAUAUGGAAGAGGUUGUGGUAAAGUGAAAAGUAGAAUUCUGUUAACAGUAAAACUAAUAAUUUAUAACAAAACAAUUACAGAGAAAUUGAUAAACCUUAAAAGUUGAAAUAUUCUACAAUGAAAGUUUCCACAUAACUUAAGGUAAAUAGUGACUACUGUCAUAUUACAUUCUUUUUGUGAAUUUAGUUUCAUAGCUUGUAUGCUAACACUGGUCACUGGUCACAAUAUAUAUCUCAAGUUAUCUACCUGAUACCCUAGGUAUGUUAGUUCUAAAAUAUUUUUACUGUUUCAGUUACUUCCUAGAUAUAUAUAGAAAAAUCAUAAAGGUAUAUGCUGAAUUUGGAGGGUGUUUGAUAAAGAUUUCUACUUACCAUGUAGAAAAAUUGUGUUUUGUCCUUUUUUGUACUACUGUGUCAUGCUUCAUAUUCAGUAGGUUCCAGAUACAAAUCUUGCCUCAGAUACUGGUUAUACUGAAUUAUAUUUUUCAUAGUUUUUCUCAGUCCUUAAAGGAAAGUGCCUUCAAUUAAACCAUGACCCCUUCCAUAUCAUUUUUAAUUCAUUCAUUACUCAUCCUGUAAUUUGAUGAUGUAGUCUGAGCUGUUUACAGAAUUGUUAAGGAACCAAAAAUAAAUUGUGGAACUUUGCAGUGGUAGUGGGAUGAUGGUGACUUGGAAGCAAACCUGGCAUUACCAGACAGGGCAAUGCAAGCAGGCACACAGACACAACAAAGAUGCUGUGGAUCAAACCCCUGUCAUCCAAUUUGUUGUCAGUCACUAUACUGACUGAGUUAAAGGUUUUCUUAAUGGUAGUGUAUUAAAAGGAGGCCAGGGCAGCUAUUUUUGGGUGACAAAUCAAUUGUUAGGCAGACUUCCCUAACCAGUACAUUUAUACAAAAGCAAAUUAAUGUAGAAAUGGUAUUUUGAAAUACAUAUUUCCUAUUGAUUCUAGUGACAGUGAGACAUUAUUGCAUACUUAAUGCUGCAUACUCAAAGAUAUGAUCGUUGCUGUGUAUUCUUGAUAAAACUUAUAGUAUAAGUCACAAACAUUUGAAAUUAUUCUCUAGUAUAUUCUUAUUCAGUUGUCCCAAUAAAAACAUUUUAUUGAUUCUAGUAGUGUAUUCUUUCUAGUAUGAGAUCCUAGAGAUCUUCACAAUAAAUCACGCUAAAAUGUAAUGCAUAAUGAGUGGUGUCCACUCAUGCAUA